Messenger RNA from Rotaria sordida, 2409 nucleotides. The record is from the annotation of a GenBank genome assembly. Lineage: Eukaryota; Metazoa; Rotifera; Eurotatoria; Philodinida; Philodinidae.
AUGGCUGCUCAGAAACGGAUUCAAACAUUUCUUCUGCUUGGUGAAUCUGAACGAGACAAACGAUUAUUGUCCCGAUCGGAAACAGAGCUUGCGUCCGAUGAGCAGAACGGACAAGUGAUGCUUCGGAGUACUCCAACAAUAUCGCCAAGUGUUGUAUGCAAUUUGGAACGAGCACAAUGGGAAAUGAAUGCAUCAUUUUCUCUCGACAGUAUUGUAUUCAAUGCUCAUCCAGGUGAUUUAAUCUGUAUAGUUGGACCCGUUGGAUCUGGCAAGAGUUCUCUCUUGCAAACACUUACAGGUGAAAUCUCCUUUUUCGAUGGGCAUGUCCGAUUGCACGGUUCAUUUUGCUACGUACCACAAGAAUCAUGGAUCUUUUCUUCGACGAUUAAAAAGAAUAUUCUAUUGGGCAAAGGCUAUGAUCCACAGUUGUUUCAACGUGUUGUUCAAGCAACUACACUUGAUUCCGAUUUUGCUCAAUUAUCAAACGGAGAGAACACUCUUGUUGGCGAUCAAGGCGCCAUGUUAUCGGGUGGUCAAAAGGCACGAGUAAAUAUGGCUCGAGCACUCUAUCGAAAUGCGGACAUUUAUCUUUUGGAUGAUCCUCUUUCGGCCGUCGAUGUCAAAGUAGCCAAACAUCUCUUUGAAAAAUCAAUUAAAGGUUAUCUCAGAGAGAAAAUUUGUAUUUUGGUCACACAUCAAAUUCAAUAUUUGCAAAAUGCAACCAAGAUCAUUCUUCUUUACAAUGGCGAAAUAGCAAGUAUGGGUACCUACAAUGAUUUACUUGCCUCAUCCUUAUUAUUCUAUCAUCUACUCGACGAUAUGCAUCAACACGAGCAAGAGCAGUCUGUCGAUCUUCAUCAUGAACACGAACAAGAGCAUCCUGUCGAUCUUUGCCGUCAACAAUCAAUUAUCAAUUCAACAAGUUCGGAGACAGAAGACGAGUUGUUUGUGUUGUCUACAAGUGUUGAAACAAAACAAAAAGGCAGAUUAAAAUGGCAUGUGUAUGCUGCAUACGUGCGAGCCGGUGCUGGCAUUGUUGUUGGCUUUCUCCUUGUACCGCUCGUUUUGGCGGUACAACAAGCAGUAUAUAUUUUUAGCAGUUGGUGGUUGGCAGCAUGGAAUGAUGACGAAAGUUAUCGACAUCAAAUCUUUGACAAUUGCACGAUUGGUCAACAACACAACACAAUAUGGUCUAUGACUGAUGCUGAAUGGAAUAAUUAUCGAAAUCGACGAUUCUAUAUCUAUUGGGGAAUUAUACUCAUUUUUGUUUUGAUUACUCUCUUCCGCACUGCUGUCAUCGAAUUGAUGUUUUUAAAUGCUGCACGAGUGCUUCACAACAAGAUGUUUCGACAACUGAUUCGAGCCCCUAUUGUUUUCUUUGAUACAAAUCCUGUCGGCCGGAUCUUGAAUCGUUUCACUAAAGAUGUGGCCAUCAUGGAUGAUUCUCUGCCAACUGAUGCUUUUGACUUUCUCGAUUCUCAGCCUCGUGGCUUUGCUGCAAUGGACAAUCAGACAAUCUGUGAUCAGGAACCUCCAGCUCAAGUGCCGCACGAUCUUCGGCCGCCAUCAAAUUGGCCAUCCCAUGGUCAAAUCGUCUUUGAUAAUGUUUCAAUGCGUCAUUCCACACAAACAUACUUACCACUUGAUUUGCGUCAUAUUUCGAUGACAAUCCAAGGUGGUGAAAAAGUAGGCAUUGUCGGAAGGACGGGUGCCGGUAAGAGCUCUCUCAUUCAAACGCUCUUUCGUAUGGGCACACUUGUUGAUGGUCAAAUCAAAAUUGACAAUAUUGAUAUCGCUUCUGUUGGCUUGGACGAUGUUCGACGUCGCAUUUCAAUAAUUCCACAAGAUCCUGUGCUUUUCACGGGUACUAUACGAAGCAAUCUCGAUCCGUUCAUGGAUUAUUCAGAUGAGGAAAUAUGGCAUGCGCUCGAACAGGUCCAAUUAAAAACACUAGUGACCGAAGGAAUGCCGAAUGGACUUCAUUCGAUGGUGAGCGAAAGCGGUUCGAAUUUGAGUGUCGGCCAAAAACAACUCGUGUGCUUGGCUCGAGCUAUUCUGAAACAGAGCAAAAUACUUGUCAUUGAUGAAGCCACUGCCAAUGUCGAUAAUGUCACGGAUGGAUUAAUACAACGAACCAUUCGUGAGAAUCCACUUGUUAAACAACUAAAACAAAAAUUGGAUCGGAUGACAGUAAAUAAUACAACAAAUGAUAAUCCGAGAAAUCCAUCACACUUUCAAUCUGGUGGUAAAAAACUUCAUCGAGUUGCUAGCCUUACUUGUCAAGGAUUAACAGCUAUUACUAGUGAAUGUUUAAUCUCAAAAACCACGUCCAAUGUUACAGCUUAUCUACGUAAUGGGUCGCCUCAGGCAUUAAGUAUUUAUCUCAAAAUUCGAAAUAAACGUUUAUAG